AUGGAGUCGAAGGACUCAAAGGACUUCAAUGCCUUGCGCGAGGCAGUUCAAUCGGCGCUAGUCACGGUCACAAGGUCGGUCAACGCGCUCGCGAACGAGGACAUCCAGUUCCAGAGAACCGCUCAUCCUACCGUUGCCGCCAAGCUCGACAAGAACACCGAUUGCCUGUUGCGCCUGGCCAACGGUGUUAUCAAAUCAGCUGCCAAGCUUACUGGCCAGAGAACAACUACCUUGGAGGAUGUGGACGACAUUGAGAUUCAAUGGAAGGGCGUGGUCGAUGUCAUCGACUCCCUCCUCGAGAAGGCGGAUACCUGCUUGGAUGAGUACACGGGCUUGAUCAAAAGGAAGGAUGCGCCUACAACGGAAGCGGGUCGGGAUGUUAAGCGAUCGAAGUCGAACUACGAACGUCUUGAUUGGUCGCUCAAGCGCGCCAACAUACUUAAGCCGCAAAAUGCGUUCGAGAAAAAGGUCGACAACUUCCCAACGGGGCCUUGGAAGCCUCUCCUGACCACAAAGCCUCAUGCGCAGCUCCCUCUGGAGAGCAGCUUAACCACAUUUACUACCGAGGAAGGCCUCACCCAGUACAAGCAUCCUUACGAGUACGAGAUCACGAACUUGAAAUAUCCGCCCGAAGUCUUCCAGUGUCGCGAACCGAUCAAGUAUCAGCCCAUUGAGACCACGACGGCUAUUUGGGUGGAUACUUGGGAGGGUGUGCUGGAGAUGUUGGAGGAACUAAAGAAGGCAACCGAGAUCGCCAUCGACCUGGAGCACCAUGACUUCAGGUCUUACAAUGGGCUUUUAUCGCUGAUGCAAAUCAGCACAAGAGAGAAGGAUUGGAUUGUCGACACUUUGGUUCCGUGGAGACACAAGCUCGAGAUCCUCAACGAGGUCUUUGCCGAUCCGAAGAUCGUCAAGGUCCUUCAUGGUGCUUUCAUGGAUAUCAUCUGGCUCCAGCGUGACCUUGGCUUAUACAUUGUUGGGCUUUUCGACACAUACUAUGCUAGUGACGUCCUCGGUUACCCGGGAAAGAGUCUGGCAUAUCUUCUUAAGAGGUUUGCGGACUUCGAUGCUGAUAAGAAGUAUCAGCUUGCGGACUGGCGGAUCCGGCCUCUCCCUGAGGAGAUGUUCUACUACGCGCGCUCGGACACGCAUUUCCUCCUUUACAUUUACGACCACCUCCGCAACGAGCUGGCCGAACUGUCAGCGGCGAAUCACCCGGACGGCAAGCCCAUCGACCGCGUCAUCAAGCGCUCCAAAGAAGAGUCGCUGCAGCGGUACGAGCACCUGACCUGCGAUCCCGAGACAGGCAUUGGCGCGCGCGGCUGGUUCAACACCCUAUGCAAGUCGCCAGCUGCCUACAACAGGGAGCAAUUCGCGGUCUACAAGGCCGUUCACAAAUGGCGCGAUGACCUGGCGCGCCGCGAGGACGAGAGCCCGCAGUAUUUCAUGACCCAGCAGAUCCUCGCCGACAUUGCGCGCAUCCUUCCUAGUGACAAGAAGGCGCUGUGGAGUCUGCUUAACCACAACGCCGGCGUCCUCAAGCCCUACCUAGAUGAACUGUUUGAUCUCAUCCAGGAGGCCCGCAACAAAGGCUGUACUGGCCCGACUAUGCUGGAAUUCUUUAAGCAAUUUACCACCGGUCCGGCCAUCCUCGGCAAGAAGCUGCCCAGCCUUCGUAACCCCCCGAGCGAGACUCCGCUGCCCAACGCCCAAGAGCUGAAGAGCACGCGAUCACAACUCUGGGGUGACGUCCAGCUUAGCUCGGUCUGGGAUCCUGCCACCAAGAAGCCCAACAUGGAAGGAGUGGUUGUCAUUCCGCUGUUCUACGUUGACUUCAGUGCCGAACAAGCCCAACCGGAGCCAGCAAAGUCGCAGAAGCGCGAGAAGAAGGCCGAGUCCGACGAAGAGGAGGAUGAGGGCUUCACCCUCAAGAAGGGCACAGGCCGCAAGCGCAAGGUCAGCGAUGCUGGCCUCGAGCAGCAACAACAACAAGAGGAUUCAGCGGCUGCCUCAACAUUCGCUUCAGUCCCAGCCUCCGCCUCCGAUAGUGAUGCUGAAGCAGGUGAGUCCGAGGACGAAGAAGAAGAGGAUGGCGAGAUUGCCGAACAGAACGCCUCGCAACAACAACUAUUAGAUGAAAAGGCCCUCCGUAAGGUAGCGCGCAAAGCGCACAAAGAAGCCAAGCGUCUCGCCGCCGAGGCCGCCGCUACCGACACCCCCGAGGCACGUGCCGCAGCUGAAGCCGCCCUGAAGGAGGCCAAGCGGGCACGCAGGGCAGCUAAGAAAGCUGCGCGUCAGGCGAAACAGGCUCAGGGCCAAGGCCCGGUACAGCAGAGUAACAAGAAGGCUAAGAAAGAGGAGGAAGAGGAAGAGGAAACACCGUUUGAUUACACCAAGGCUGCGUCCGUGCUGUACGCAAAUAAACCCCCCGGCGAGGAGGAUGCCCCGGCACAGAAUGGCGGGAAGGGUGGCAAGAAGUUCGACCCGUAUACGCAACGGCAACUGGGCGGGGAGGAGCUUCGGCCGGAAAAGAACCUCAAUUACGCGAAAAAGGGCCGGACGGCUACUUUCAAGAAGUAA
Messenger RNA from Thermochaetoides thermophila DSM 1495, 2580 nucleotides. Its product is annotated as exosome complex exonuclease rrp6-like protein. Gene Ontology annotation, biological process: nuclear polyadenylation-dependent snoRNA catabolic process; nuclear polyadenylation-dependent antisense transcript catabolic process; exonucleolytic trimming to generate mature 3'-end of 5.8S rRNA from tricistronic rRNA transcript (SSU-rRNA, 5.8S rRNA, LSU-rRNA). Gene Ontology annotation, cellular component: nuclear exosome (RNase complex); nucleolus. Gene Ontology annotation, molecular function: 3'-5'-RNA exonuclease activity; nucleotide binding; nucleic acid binding. The record is from RefSeq and is a predicted model, not a curated record. NCBI's taxonomy places the organism in Eukaryota, Fungi, Ascomycota, Sordariomycetes, Sordariales, Chaetomiaceae. Bases 1 to 2580 code for a protein of 859 amino acids. The transcript is spliced from 3 exons.